Molecule: messenger RNA, 1647 nt
Organism: Ustilaginoidea virens
Lineage: Eukaryota; Fungi; Ascomycota; Sordariomycetes; Hypocreales; Clavicipitaceae
Exons: 2
Coding region: 1-1647 (548 amino acids)
Biological process (GO): transcription by RNA polymerase III
Cellular component (GO): RNA polymerase III complex
Molecular function (GO): DNA binding
Source: RefSeq, a predicted model, not a curated record
AUGGUGCGCGCCCGGGCGCCUGGCAGGGGGACAAGCCGCCGGGGCACCGCUGCAGCAGGCGGCAGCGACGGCGCCCCGGCCACCGCGCCUUGCACCGCGCCUCCCGCAGCUACCCCCGCGACUCUGGAUGAAGCCAUCGCCUCGGCAUCGGCGGCGGCGUCGUCGUCGACCAGCGCACCGGCGCGGCGCGGCGGCCCCCCGGCGGCCGGAGCCCGAACCGUCUCCGGCGGCCGUCUGCGGCCCAAGAUCCUGCGACGAGACGAGGUCGAGAGGGACAAGCUGGCGCGCCAGGAGGAGAAGAAGGCAAACGACAGGGCGGCCGCCGAGAGGAGGGCGCGCGGCCGCUCGCGGAAUCGAAGCAGGAGAAGUCGGGGCGACGCCAUGGGUGCCAGGGGCGGCAGGGGCGGCAUCACGACGGCGAGCGGCCCCUUUUCCAGCGGCUUUGCAGGAGCAGGCGCCCCCGGUGGCGGUUGGUUCGGCGGAGCAGGAGCAGGAGCAGGAGCAGGAGGAGCAGGCUACGGCGGCCGAGGCGCCCAGCCCGACUCCAAGGGCAAGGGGUUCGGCCAGGGCGACGCCCGACGGCGCGAGGCCCGCAUCAACGCCGACAAGCUGCACGUCAUGACUGCCGAAGACGACGACGAGCUCGACAGCGAGGACGAGGCCAUGAUGGCCGCGCUGAGCAGCCGCGCCGCGAGCACCAUGCCCAUGGGCAUCUACCGCCGGCAGCACCGGGAGCAGGGCGUCGUGGUGGCCACCACGGCCGAGCUGGAGGCCGCCGAGAAGGCCGCCGCGGGCGAGGAAGAGAGCCUGUGGGUCGACGGGGACGCCUCGGGGGCCCUGCCGCCCGUCGACGCGCCGGAAGACGGCGUCUGGGACACGGACGCCAAGCCAGUCACCAUUAAGAAGGAGCCUGGCUCGGAAGACCUCAUGGACCUGGACGCCGACAUCAAGCCCGCGCCCACAGACGACGACGACGACGACGACGACGAGGCUCAGGCGCCGCCGCCGCCGCCGCCGCUGCCGAGCGCCAAAAAGGACCUGCCCAGGGACCCCGAGGAGCGGACCAUCCAGACGGACCUGGACCUCCUGGCAGGCGAGCUGGGCGCCGUCACCGUCACCGACGACGCGGGCGGCACGCGGACCGAGGAGCCCGCCAACAAGGACGGACGGCUGUACCUGUUCCAGUUCCCGCCUCUCAUCCCCCCCCUCAGAGAGGCGGCCGCCGACCCCCGAGUCAAACGCGAGGCCGCGGACCUGGCGCACGAGCACGCAGACGACGAGCCGCAAGGGGAACAAGAAGACCAAGAAGACCAAGAAGACCGAGAAGAAGAAGAAGAAGAAGCAGAGGGGUUCCGCUCCCAGUUCCUGCCGCGCGGCGGCGCCGUCGGCAAGCUGCACGUCCGCCGGUCCGGCAGAGUCCAGCUCGACUGGGGCGGCAUGACGCUUGAGAUGAGCCCCGCCGCCGGCAUGAGCUUCCUCACCACCGCCGUCAUGGUGGAGGAGAGCGACGAGAAGGCCCAGCAGGGCGCGGCGGGCGGCGAAAGCAUCGGCAUGGGCAAGAUCAUGGGCCGGUUUGUCCUGGCGCCCACGUGGAGCGACGAGGAGGACUGGGACGUUGCGCCGGACGACCUGCUCCCGCCUCAAUAA